Messenger RNA from Apus apus (common swift), 5985 nucleotides. It is a transcript of the gene XIAP, whose product is annotated as X-linked inhibitor of apoptosis. The transcript has 9 exons. Gene Ontology annotation, cellular component: nucleus; spindle microtubule; cytoplasm. Gene Ontology annotation, biological process: regulation of cell cycle. The record is from RefSeq and is a predicted model, not a curated record. NCBI's taxonomy places the organism in Eukaryota, Metazoa, Chordata, Aves, Apodiformes, Apodidae. Bases 3167 to 4672 code for a protein of 501 amino acids.
UUUGUUUUCGUCCCUUUCUAUGUUUCAGAUAGUUUCUUGUUAGAUAGAAAGGCAAGCACAGUGUUUUCCAUAGGUGCAACUUUCAUGUUUCGCUCUUGGUACAGUAUUAUAAUUAGAAUUAUUCCCCAAGUCAUCCUAAUUUCCUGGCAGAUGUAUAGGUAAAUGGUGGUGUUGUACUACUGAUUUUGGAAAUUAUUUUCACAGUCAGUUGUGUAAAAAGUCUUGUAUAAGAGAGAGAACAGUAGAAUAAUGAAGCAAAUUAAGAUAUUGGUAAAGGUUAUGGGAACAGGAUGGAAUAACUAAUAGGUUGAUUUUCCAAAGUGGGGAAAAAAAAAGUGUGUGUGUGUGUGGGAAGAAACAUAAGAAUUAUUAUUUCCUUAUGAUUUGUCUGAAAGAAUGCUUAGAGAAUCUCAGUAAGCUUUAAUAGUGCAAUUCAAGUGACCUUGUAAUUAAAAAUUGAUAGCUAAAUUAUACACAGAUAUCUGCAUGAUUGACAGGAGUACAGGGCCUUUAAUGAAAAAUACUUAAUUAUAUUCCUUCUUAUGCUGUGAAUAAAACAUUUUAUUGGGAGUGUCAGAGAAAUCUGAGACCAUCAGGAUUGCUCCUUUUUUAUAGUUUUGUUAUGAUGGGGGGUUAUUUGAAGUCUUGUGCUCUUGGUGUUGCUGCCUCUGUUCUCUGGUUUUACCUUUAACCUCUCUCUCCAUCUCAGUAUCCUUGGGGUUUGGUGGAUUUUUUCUGUGUUGGUUUUGGGUUUUUAGGGGUUUUAAAAAAAAUUUGUUUCCUACCUCCCCCCCUGUAUUUUUAUGUACUGUCAUCAGUAGGGGAUUCAUUCCAGUUGGCUGUCAGAAAUUUGUCCCUCUGUUACCUACUGAGAGCACUGUCAUGAAUCUGUUCUUCUUGUUUAUUGCUCUAUUCCAUGCUCAUGACUUCUUUAUGAAGUAAAAUACAGUAUGAAAAUAAUUCUCAAAAUGGUAUGUUUCUGUUGGCCUGAUUAUAUUUCUUUCUAAGGUGGAGGGAUUGUAAAAGUCUUUAUGACUAGAGUCAAGUAUUGGGAGGAUCUAAGAGCCUACUAUAACCUUGAGCAGCUGACUGACUUCCCCUGAUGAUAAACCCUGGUGGGAAGAUAAGUAGAACCUGUUUGAAAAACAAAAAAUAAAGCUGAGCUGAUGGAUUUAUGUAAGCCUUGGCACUGAAUCAAAAGGCAUGUAGAUACCCUCUUUAUAAAGUGAAGUAAAAAAAAAUUCUCUAAGCAGAAUUUUUUUUAAAUGUCUAUUGAUAAUUAGAUGUAAAAGUGCCAGGAUUUGUAAACGCUGUUUAAAUAAAUCCUGUAUUUAUUUUGGUUUUGUCUUUGUAAGUUUGCUUUCAGUUAGCAGCAUGCACCUUCCUUGAUCUAAUUGCAGCUGAACAGACACAAAGUGAAAUUCAGUGAAGUGACAUAUGCAUAAUCUGUGCGUCAGCUGGAGCAGUAUGUUCUGUUUGAUAUUUACUUGGUGCACUACUCUCACAUUUCAAAAUUCAGGGAAUAAUGAACACUAAUAUUGUGAGCAUGUCAAGUGGUAGAAGCCUUAUGUUUAUGUACCCUUUGGUCAGGAACAUGAGGCUGUGCAAGGUGGUUACUGCCAUGGAGAUUACUGCCGUGCUUCUUGUGGAAGAAUUAAAAAUAACUGUUUAAAAUGCCAAUCUGUUUUAGGAUUAAGAAUGGAAAUAAUAAUAUCUAAUAUACUUGAAAGAGAAAAGCAGGUUUCAUAAUUCUGUCUUUGAAGUAUUUUAGAUCUAAAUAAUAUGAUGAUGUAUUUUUGCAUAAAAUCAUUUUUAAGCCUGAAUCAAAUAUGUUUGGCUUGCAAAACCAUGGCAUACAAUUUUGCAUUUUGAAUAAGUUAAAUUUUUUACCUUUUUUUUUUUUUUCUUCUCAAACAUAACCAGUAGACUGUAUAAAUUGGUUCUGUAGCUUGUAUGUGGGAGGUGUCUUGUGACAAUCACCUUCAGAUUAAACUUGUCUCAGCCUCUGGAAGUCUUUCAGGCUAAAAUAGGCUUUGUUUACUGAGUGCAUAUAUCCGAAUAGAUUUAAUGUUUCGAUAAUAUUUUAAAAAAUCCCCUGGAUUGAUGAACUUCCCUGGAAGCUGAACUUUAAUAUUCCUUGACCUUCUACUUUUAAGUCGUUAAACCUUUGCAGAAAGGCUUAAUUAACUUCCAAAUGCAUGAAGUAUUUUCUCUGAAUUGGGUUUGCUGCUGGUAUGUAUUCUGAAGUCUUGUGUACACACCUUAGUUACCUGCUUUUUACGAAUUUGUUUCUUUGCCAUAAAUCACUCAUAAAUCUACUUUGUUAUUUUUCUUUUGCAGCUACUGUUUGAAUGAGUGCUGUUACGUUGCAAGAUAUUGUUCUAAAUUGUUAGUCCAGUUAGUUGGAGUAAGGAAACUGUUAAAAUACCUGUGUAGAAAUAUUAUUCCUAAACUAGUUUUAAUUACACUUUGAACAGUUGAUUUUAGCAAUUAUUUGAAAUAGAAAUAAUUGAUGUUGCAUUCAAAGGAAUACUGAUGUUGUAUUUAAAGCAGUACUUACACAGGUGAAUAGUUUCCUUCAGUGCUAAUAAGUAUGUUCAUGUCUUUUUCUCUUACAUAAAACUAUACUGAAAUGCAAACCAAAUAUGUUUAGAGGGGCUGUUACAAGGAAAGGGCUUCAUAAUGCAGAUGGAGUGUUAUUAAAGCUAGCAGAUACCUAUGAGGGAUUUGUCCUGCUUCUGUCCUUUACAGUAUUUAGACAUGAUUUUGAGAGGCUUUUGGAAUGAUGAUUAAAUCUUUCUGCUCCAACAGAUCAAGAUGAAAUAAUGUGGGUGAUACCGUUUGAAACAGUUACUUCAUAUUAAAGAAUUGAUCUGUGGCAAUUGGACCUUCUGUCAGGAUUUACUGUUCUUUUGUGUUUCCUUCUCAGUUCCUUCGUGUUGUUAAAAUACACACACAUCUUUCCAGGAAACCUCAAGAGGAUCAAUAGAGGGGAGAAUUUUGGUGAAGAGAAUCCGGAAAAGUACUGCAAGACCCAGGCUUGCUCUUCCAACAUAAGGAUGAUUUGAAGGUCAUCCCUGUCAGAGGGCACUGGAGAAUCUGGGCCCUAAGAAUAUUUGUUCAAAUUGCUUUGGAAAUCUGGAAGGAGAGCCUGACUUAUGAAGCAAUGACGUGUAACGGCCCAGAGAAUUUGGAAGCUUGUGCCACUCCAGAUGCUGAUCAUGACCAGGAAUGGGCACAGGAAUGCUACCGACUAGGAACUUUUGUUGAAUUUCCACUUGACUGUCCAGUUUCAGCAUCAGCACUAGCACAAGCUGGCUUUGUUUAUACUGGAGAAGGUGACAAAGUGAAAUGCUUCAGUUGCCACACAGUUAUUGAAGGAUGGGCACCUGGGGAUUCUGCAGUUGAGAGGCACAAAAACCUUUCCCCAGAUUGCAAGUUUAUUACUGAAUCUGCUUUUCUGGAAAAUAGCAUACAUCCUCCCACCCAGAACUACCAGCAUAGAACUGAAAAUGGUUCCAGCAAUUCAGCCUUGCCAUGUACUCUGGAUGACCCUUCUGAUGUGGAGGCAGAUUACCUCUUGAGAACUAGGCAGGUUGUGGAUAUGUCAGAUACUUUGUAUCCUAAAAACCCUGCUAUGUGCAGUGAAGAGACAAGAUUAAAGUCCUUUUAUAACUGGCCCCUCAAUGGCCAGCUGACACCAAAGGAAUUAGCUAAUGCUGGAUUCUAUUAUACAGGUGUUGGUGAUCAAGUGGCAUGUUUUUGUUGUGGUGGAAAAUUGAAACAGUGGGAACCCAGUGACAUAGCUUGGUCAGAACACAAGAGGCAUUUUCCCAAAUGCUUUUUUGUGCUGGGACGGGAUGUUGGAAAUGUUCCAAGUGAAUCUGUUUCUGCUGAGCUUGGGAGGGGUGGUCUGAACGAUACACAGCACCCAAGGAAUCCAUCUAUGGCAAAAUAUGAAAGACGUUUACAAACAUUUUUGACUUGGAUAUAUCCUGUUGACAAGGAGCAACUUGCUGAAGCUGGGUUCUAUAGCAUAGGUAAUGGUGAUCAUGUUGUGUGUUUCCACUGUGGUGGAGGAUUGCAAGAGUGGAAGAAAAACGAAGACCCGUGGGAUCAACAUGCCAAAUGGUUUCCUGGGUGCAGGUUUGUGAGAAUGGAAAAGGGGCAAGAAUUUAUAAAUAAUGUUCAUUUAAGAGAUGAAUGUAGGGAUUCAACAACAGAAGCUGCUGAAGGGACAAGACUUACUAAAGUUGAUCUCUUCCAGAAUCCUUUGGUACAAAGUGCCAUAGACAUGGGUUUCAGUUUGUCUGAUAUUAGGAACACCAUGGAAAAGAGAUUGCAGAAGUCUGGAGAAAGUCACAUAUCUGUUGAGGAUCUGGUAGCAGACUUAAGUGCUCAAAAAGAAAAUACAAGGGAAGAAGAACCAAAUGAAAUCCCAGUUGAGCAAGAUGAGCUUAUUCAGUUACAAAACCUCUAUCUCAGUACUGAAGAGAAGUUGAGGCGCUUGCAGGAAGAAAAGCUUUGUAAAAUCUGUAUGGCUAAAGAAGUAUCAGUUGUCUUCAUUCCAUGUGGUCACCUACUUGCCUGUAAGGAAUGUGCUGAAGCACUUAAUGAAUGCCCUUUGUGUCGUACAGAUAUUAUGAGAAGGCAGGAAGUUUAUAUGUAUUAGUGAAACGUGUGUAAUGUAAAAAAUGCAGUUAAUUCCAGGAUGUAAUCAUAUGGCAGUAUUUAGGGUUUUGUGCUGUCAAACUCUACAUACAUUGUAACAUUUGAAAAAAUUAUUUUCCUUAAGUGAUUUUUUUGGUAUGUAAAAACAAAUAUUAAAAGGCAAAUAUUUAUAUUCUGUAACUUUAAUUAAUGAACCUGAUUUGGGAAAGCCUAAGUAAUGCAAAGCUUUAUUUAUAUAAUUCCUUUCCCUCACUUCGGUAUGACUGGAGGUUAUGCAAAUAUAGUUAUUUAAAGAGUCUAGCCCUAUAUGAAACUUGUAAAUAAGUGAGUAUAUAUGUAUAUAAUAGUUUUUUAAAUUAUAUCUAAGAGUUUAGUUUCUCAAAAACAUUAUAUGAGAUAGAAAACUUUCUUAUUUCUACAACUUUGGUUGUGACAUAAUUCAGAGAAUGUGUAAACCUGCUGCGAUAUUUCACCUUGUUUGCUACUGCUACUUGCAAGUGAGUCUAUUUUGAUACGUAACUCCUGAGUCUCCAUUUUUUUUCUGGUUUAGAUAUUUAAAUGGGCUUCAGUAACCUGGUUUUAGCCAUCCAUUGUUCAUGAAAAUACCUCUGUAUAGAAAAUGUACAUAAAUUUCGUUCCUUAAAAGAGAAUUCGACAGAAGUAAAGGAGAUUUUGUGUACUUCGUGCACUUCAUGAAAGGAGCAGUCUCAUUUUAAACUUACUGUUGUACACAGAAAGGUGUUCGUUGUUUGUUUUCUUGUGGGUUUUUUUUUAUAUUAGCAUUGUCCUAACUCAUUUAUCUGCUAAUUUCUUGCAGUGCUUCUGUUUUCUGGGUUUUUUUUAAAGGUUAAACUGUCUGCAUGAAAAUGCUUUAUUUUUAUUUUUGUAAUUCACAAGCAAUGUUAGUAAUCUUUCAUUUUUCUUGUCAGUUUGCAGCAUUUAAAUUAAAAAACUAAACUGUUCUAGUGAGAGUCACCUGAAAAUACUUAAACUAUUUCUUACUGGACUGAUUGAUCUUCAGCUCUCUAAUAAAGAGUGUCAUAGCUUUGUGUUUCAGUGCAGCUGGUUUACAAUUAGUCUACUGAAUUAUGUGCCUUCCUUAUUUUGUGGAGCUGUGAAUAUGUAUGUAUUUUUGAGCCCUAAACACUAAGAAAUAUAGAAUAUACAGAAUAUAGUUUUUCACAUUAUAGAAGCUUUAAAUCCAAUACACAGAAAUUUAAUGUAGUUUUUUCUAUUUUUUAAAAUGUGCUGUGGUUAUAUGCUGAUGUAAUGUUAUGAAUAUUUGAAAUAAAGUGCAACCCAGUUGUUCCUUGA